Molecule: messenger RNA, 8456 nt
Organism: Thamnophis sirtalis
Lineage: Eukaryota; Metazoa; Chordata; Lepidosauria; Squamata; Natricidae
Source: RefSeq, a predicted model, not a curated record
UCUUUCUCUCCUUCCUUAGGGCGAAGCGGCCGGUGGAAGCGGAGGAGAGAAGCGACCAAGGGGUUCGCGGGGCUGCAACCGAAGUCCAGCCGAGCGCGUCGGGCGAAAGUUGCCUUGUUUAAUAAGCUGCGGCGGGGGGCAGUUUGCCUUUGGCGUUUGCUUCUCCAGGGGCGCUUUGGGUUUCUUUUGGGGAAUUCGGGGUGGGGUGGGGGGAAGUCUUUAGAAAAAGAGCGAAGCCGCAGCUAAACCGCCACGGAGCGGACCUGAGGAUCGACCGUCACACCAAAGUCUCUGCCUCCUCCUCCUUCUCCUCCCCCACCCUCCGGCAGAUAUUAAUUUCCUAACAGCCAAGAGUGUGAGUUCAGCAUGCAGAGAUUUUAAAUAAUUCUAUAUCGUCAUUUUGAACUGGGAGAAAAAAAGAUGGCCCAAGUUUUGGAUAUUGAUAAAGGAUCUGAGGGAGGUAACAAUGAAUUUAGCAACAUCAUUAAAUCCAGAUCUGAUGAGCACAAAGAUGUACAAAAGAAAACCUUUACCAAGUGGAUAAACACUCGCUUUUUGAAGUUUGGAAAACAGCCAAUAAAGGACAUAUUCACAGAUCUUCGAGAUGGGAGGAAACUCUUAGAUCUUUUAGAAGGACUAACAGGGAAUCCACUGUUAAAAGAACGUGGAACGACUAGAGUCCAUGCUUUGAAUAAUGUCAACAAAGUACUUCAGGUUUUACAUCAGAACAAUGUGGAUCUGGUGAACAUAGGAGGGACAGACAUUGUUGAUGGAAAUCACAAAUUGACACUUGGAUUGUUAUGGAGCGUAAUUUUGCACUGGCAGGUUAAAGAUGUGAUGAAAGAUAUAAUGUCAGAAUUACAGCAAACCAAUAGUGAAAAGAUCUUGUUGAGCUGGGUGCGGCAGUCCACAAAGUCAUAUAAUGAAGUUAACGUUUUGAAUUUCACCACCAGCUGGACAAAUGGGCUUGCUUUCAAUGCAUUGAUCCACAGGCAUAGACCUGAACUCUUCAGCUGGGAUAAAGUCACCAAAAUGGCUCAACAUGAAAGAUUAGAACAUGCCUUCAACGUAGCUAAAAAUAACUUGGGAAUAGAAAAAUUGCUAGACCCUGAAGAUGUUGCUGUACAGCUUCCUGAUAAGAAAUCCAUUAUUAUGUAUUUGACAUCUUUAUUUGAGGUCCUUCCUCAGCAAGUUACUUUGGAAGAUAUUCGAGAAGUAGAGACUCUUCCAAGGAAAUAUAAAAAGGAAUGUGAAGAAGAAGAUAUACAGUGUGCAACAUCUGAGGUUGAUCAUGCAGUUCUAAAAUUGGAAGCAUCCAGCACCUUGAAUGAAGUAGAUAUGGACUUGGACAGCUACCAGAUAGCUCUGGAGGAAGUUCUCGCUUGGCUGCUCUCUUCAGAAGAUGACUUCCUAGAGCAGGAAGUCAUAUCUGAUGAUGUUGAGGAAGUCAAGGAACAAUUUACUACACAUGAAGCAUUUAUGAUGGAGCUGACAGCACAUCAGAGCAGUGUGGGUAGUGUGCUUCAGGCUGGUACUCAACUGAUAGCCCAGGGCAAUAUUUCAGAAGAGGAAGAAAAUGAAAUCCAGGAACAAAUGAAGUUGCUAAAUUCUAGAUGGGAGAGUCUCAGAGUGAGCAGUAUGGAUCGCCAAGCCUACCUCCAUGAUGCACUGAUGGAGCUACAGAAGAAUCAAUUGCAGCAGCUGUCGAACUGGUUGACUUUUACAGAAGAACGCAUUCGAAAGAUGGAAUCUCAGCAUUUAGUUGAAGAUUUGGAAACAUUUCAACAACAGAUGGACGAACAUAAAGAGCUCCAAAAAGAUAUUGAAGCAGAGCAGGUUAAAGUCAAUUCGUUGACUCACAUGGUAGUCAUUGUUGAUGAAAAUAGUGGGGAAAGUGCUACGAUUCUGGAGGAUCAAUUGCAAAGACUUGGUGAACGCUGGACUGCGGUUUGCCGUUGGACUGAGGAACAAUGGUUCAAAUUGCAAGAGAUUAAUACCUCCUGGCAAGAAUUGUUGGAAGAACAGUGUAUGUUGAAAGCCUGGUUGGUUGAAAAAGAAGAGGCUUUAAGCAGAAUACAGACAUGCAACUUCAAAGAUCAAACAGAGCUGAGUGCAAAUGUUCGAAAGCUGGCAAGUCUGAAAGAAGACAUGGGAAAGAAGCGCCAGAUGUUGGAGCAGCUGAAUGAGGUGACCCAGGAUUUGGCACAACUCCUGAACAACAAGAAGGCAUUAAAAAAAAUUGACAGUAAUCUUGAAGAACUCACACAGAGAUGGGACAACUUAGUUCAGAAACUUGAGGAUUACUCUAAUCAGGUUUCUGAGGCAAUUGUAAAAGUUGGAAUGCCCCAGAUUUCUCAGAAUGUUCUCACUGAAACAAUCCUGGUCAAGGAACAAAAAACAGUCCAGGAUAUUCAAAUGGAACAAUCUCCCCCACCUCUACCAAAGAGGCGGCAAACUGGCCUGGAUACUGAAAUGAGAAAAAGUAGGCUCGAUGUUGAAAUUGCGGAGUUGUUGGAUGGGAUUUUAAAAUCAAAAGCAGCCAUUCAGGCCAUAGAGAUCAAAGAGUACAAGAAGAUGAGAGAGACUUCAGGCAUGAAAGAAAAACUGAAGGCAAUAAAAGAAGAAAGAGUAGAAGAAGAUAAAAUGUUGAAUGAAUUGAAAGAGACUGGAGAAAAUCUGUUAGACCAAAUGGGAAAAGAAGGGCUUCCUACUGAAGAAACAGGAAAUACCCUUAAGAGGCUCUUGGCAGAAUGGAAAGGGGCUGCUUGCUACUUAGAAGAAGUGGCUAGAAAAAUGCAAUAUCAGGAUGAAAUCAAUAUUUACUUUAGUGAAUUGUGUAAACUCGAUAAGUCUGUGAGCGAAAAAGAAACAUGGCUGCAAGACAAUUCUGCCGUAGUUGAGCAUCAACCAUUAGCAGUGCUGCAGGAAUUGUGCCAGAGGGAACUCACAAACCUCUUAAGUCUGACUCCUCAAAUGGAACAUCUGAAGAUCAAGUGCAGGGAGCUGACAUCUCAUCCUGCUUCUCCAGACUUCAUUGAAGAUAGCUUUUGCUCUUUGAACAGCCGCUUCAGUUCUGCCCAGCAGGAACUAGAACUUAUUCUGCAGAAGCUGAAGAGAGAACUUGAAAGUCAUCCCCCCAAGACUUAUUUGGAUUCUUUGAAAAAAAUUAAGGAUGAGUUGAAUGAAUUAGAAAGCAAAGUGCACUCCAUCAUGAAUUCAGUAAACGACUUGGCUCAGGUUGAAAAAGCCUUGCAGCAGACUAAGAUGGUUUGUGAAACGCUAGAAAAUCAAAAAGGCAUGGUCGAUAAACUUGUUGCAGACACACAAGUAUUGGAGAAGCAUAUUUCUGCUGAAAAAUCAAACCUAUACAAGCAAGAAUUGAAAUGUUUACAAGGAUAUAGGGAUAAAUUAAAACUAAAGAUUUCUAAACAUGUUCACUUAUUGGAAGAAACUGUUUCCAAAUUGAGGACAUAUGAGGCGGAUUCAGAAGUAGUUCAGAGGUGGCUGGAUUCUGUGAAAGAUUUCCUUAUGAAAGACCAAAUCAAGAAAACAGAACCUGAAUGUCUUCAAAGAGAGCUUGAUCAAUGCAUGCUGUUCAUUAUUGAAAUGGAAAAAAUUGAGUUGUCUCUAAUAGAGAUGAAGGAAAUAGAUUCUUCUUUAAGAGGCCAGCCCGUUAAUGCUUGGGUCAAAUCCAAACAGACAGACAUCCAAUCCCAGUGGGACACACUAAGCAAGCAGAUCAUUAGCCAUAAAAAUCAAUUAUCGGACAAUCAAGAAAAAGCUGUCAAUCUCAAAAAGGAUUUGGCAGAAAUGCAAGAAUGGAUGGCUCAGGCUGAAGAGGAAUAUUUGGAGAAAGAUUUUGAAUAUAAGAAUCCAGAUGAGCUAGAGAAUGCAGUGGAAGAAAUGAAGAGAGCAAAGGAAGAUGUGCUACAGAAAGAAGUGAGGGUGAAAAUUCUGAAAGACAGCAUCAAAAUGCUAGCUGCUAAACUGCCAUCUGGUGGUCAGGACUUAACAACAGAGCUCAACCUUGUAUUGGAGAAUUACCAGCUACUGUGCAACAGGAUCAGAGGGAAAUGCCACACUUUGGAGGAAGUAUGGUCUUGUUGGAUUGAACUACUACACUAUCUGGACCUAGAAGCAGCCUGGCUGAAUACUUUGGAAGAGAAGAUGAAAAAAAUUGAACACUUGCCAGAAAAAAUAGAUGCUGUCAGUGAAGCCCUUGAGUCACUGGAAUCCAUUCUGCGCCAUCCAGCUGACAAUCGGACUCAAAUUCGGGAGCUUGGCCAAACAUUGAUAGAUGGAGGCAUCCUUGAUGAAAUCAUCAGUGAAAAGUUGGAAGUUUUCAAUGCCCGUUAUGAGGAAUUAAGUCAUGUGGCAGUCAGUAAACAGAUUUCUUUGGAGCAACAACUUCAGAUGAUGCGAGAAACUGAGCACAUGUUGCAGGUUCUUCAGGAAAGCUUGAAGGAUUUGGAUAGGCAGCUAACAUCCUAUUUGACCAAUAGAAUAGAUGCCUUCCAAAUGCCUCAAGAGGCACAGAAACUUUCUUCUGUUCUGUUAAUGGUCCCUGUUGUCUUCCAGAAUGUGCUGAGAGAAUUGGAGAGGAAGAAAGUCGAUUUGAAUAGUGUAACAGAAAGCAGUGCUGCACUGCAGGCCUUAGUGGAUGAAAGUGAAACUUCUCUGGAGGAAAAACUCUGUGUUCUUAAUGCUGGAUGGAGUAGAGUCCGAACCUGGACCGAAGAUUGGUGCAAUACACUUCUGAAUCACCAAAGUCAACUGGAGAUUUUUGAUGAGAACGUUGCCCACAUAAGCACUUGGCUGUAUCAAGCUGAAGCUCUGUUGGAUGAGAUUGAGAAAAAGCCUGCCAACAAGAAAGAAGAGACAGUGAAGCGCCUAACAUCAGAAUUGGAUGCUGUUAGUCUCAGAGUUGAUAAUGUGCGUGACCAAGCUGUUAUGCUGAUGAGCAGUCGGGGCGUAUCAUGUCAUGAGCUUGUAGAACCCAAAUUGACAGAACUGAAUAGGAACUUUGAAAAAGUGUCACAGCACAUCAGAAGUGCUAAGAUGCUGUUCAGUCAGGACACUCAUAAAAGGUUUGCUAAGCAGGAACUCUGUGGAAUUGCAGUGGCUUCUAAAGACCUUGAUAAAUUUGAAUGCGAGAUAAAGGAAAUGCUGAAUGUAGUGGAAAAGCACAUGGAAUCAAAAGAAGAUGAUGAAAAGCUGGAUGAAGAAAAAGCUCAAAUUGAGGAAGUUCUGCAAAAAGGUGAGCAUUUGUUACAGCAGCUCAUAGAAGAUAACCGAAGAGAAAAAAUUCGCUUGCAGCUCCUCCUUCUUCAGACCAAGCAAAGCAGCGCAAAGGAGCUUCGGUCAUUACAAAGGAGGCAGGUGUUAGAACUUUCACCUUCAUUUACUCCAUAUGAAAUGGAAGCAGAGAGUCGCUUGCAGUGGCUUAGUGAAACAGAUGCUAGUCUUUCUGGACUUCAAGAAGCUGAAGAGAGGGAGAAAACAAAGGCAACUCCACAAAGGAUUCAAGGGGCUCAGUCAUCAAUGAGCAAGGAAUCUCCAUUCCCUGCAGAAUAUCUGGUUGAAAUUAACAAGAUUUUGCUGGUUAUAGCGGAUGCUGAGCUCUUGCUAAAUGCUCCAGAACUUCAUUCAGCAAUCUAUGAAGACUUUUCUACUCAAGAAGAUUCAUUAAAGAACAUAAAAGAUAUGUUGGAUAAAUUAGAGGAUCAGAUUGCAGUUAUUCAUGAAAAGCAACCUGAUGUUAUAUUAGAGGCAUCUGGAUCUGAAGCUGUUCAAAUAGAAGAUUCACUAACCCAGCUUAAUGCAGAAUGGGAUCGCAUUAACAGAAUGUACAAUGACCGCAAAUGUAGCUUUGAUAAGUCUAUAGAGGAGUGGAGACAGUUCCAUUGUGAUCUAAAUGAUCUCUCACAGUGGCUAACAGAAGCAGAGGGGUUGCUGGCUGAAGCCCACACUCCAGAUGGCAGCCUUGAUAUAGAAAAAGCCAGGAUACACCAGCAGGAACUUGAAGAGGGAAUCAGCAGCCAUAAGCUCAUUUUCUCAACACUGAAUAGAACAGGAGAGGAAAUAACCCAGAAACUCUCCAAUACAGAUGGAAAGUUCCUGAAAGAAAAACUAGCUGGGCUGUAUAAACGCUGGAAGAACAUCAAUGCUGAAAUCAUGGAAAGGCAACAGAUACUGAAAGGAAAAAAUCAGCAAUUAAUAGACUUCACAAGGAAACUAGAAGAAAUUAGUUGCUGGGUGGAAAAUGUAGAAAAUUCCCUGGAUGAGAAACCUGCAAUCAGUCAUGAAGAGAAUUUACAAGAAUUAAUGGGUCUGAUUAAAGAAAUGGAUAUACAAGGAGAGAAACUUAAGUGGCUAAAUAGAAAAGAAGCAGAGGUACUUUCAAAUACAAGUAUUGGGCCUCAGGAAAGAGAUAAUAUUUCUAAUAGGCUGAAGACCCUGAAUAUUAAAUGGAAGAAGGUGUUCAAAGAAGCACCCACCAGAUUGAGAGAACUGGAGGGAUAUAUUCAUCAGCAGCAUCUUGUGCCGAAGUCCUCUGGUUUCCCUGCUCUCCAAACAACGGUGCUCGUGUCUUCUGCCUCAGAAAACGUGGCACAAACUCAGCAUCCUUUGGAAAUCUCGACACCUGCCGAUUUGGAUCAAACUACGACAGAAUUGGCUGACUGGUUGGCAUUGAUCGACCAAAUGCUAAAAUCCAAUAUAGUUACUGUUGGAAAUAUUGAAGAAAUCAAUCGGACGAUUGCACGCAUGAAAAUAACAGAAGUUGAUUUAGAACAUCGACAUCCCCAGUUGGAUUCGGUUUUUACCUUGGCUCAAAAUCUGAAAAACAAAACAUCAAGUUCUGAUUUAAGGACAGCAAUCACAGAGAAAUUGGAGAAAGUUAAAAACCAGUGGGAUGGCACUCAGCAUGGGGUUGAAUUACGUCAGCAUCAGCUGAAAUGCAUGCUUACUGACACCAUGAAAUGGGAUGAACAGAAGCAAGAAAUGGAGAAGCUAAUUGGACAAUAUGAGAUCCAUCUACAUGCUCUCUUACAGUCUUCUAAAGAAAAGCUUACCAAACAAAUUUCAGAAAACAAAAUAUUAAUGCAAGACCUAGAUAAAGGAGAUGCCGAGAUGAUUUCAUUUAAUGAGCUGUCAAGUAAGCUUCUUCAAGAGUACAGUGGUGAUGACACAAGAAAUGUGAAGGAAAUUAUGAAUCACUUGAAUACCUCAUGGAUUAACCUGAAACACAGAACUUGCAAUAGGCAGAAUCGUUUGGAGGCUGACCUGAAGACAGUACAUGCCUUGUUCAGAGACCUUGAAAAGUUCCUCAAGUGGAUACAAGAAGCAGAAGCUACAGUUAAUGUCCUUGCAGAUGCAUUGCAACGGGAACCCACUACUCCAGUCAGUGGUCCUGGAAGGGAACUGAAGAAGCAGAUUGAGGACAUCCAGGCUGAAAUUGAUGCUCAUAAUGAUAUCUUCAAGAGUAUUGAUGGAAAUCGGCAGAAGAUGGUAAAAGCCUUGGGGAAUUCUGAGGAGGCUGCACUGUUACAACAUCGUAUUGAUGAUAUGAACCAACGUUGGAAUGAUCUGAAAGCAAAAUCAGCCAAUAUCAGGGCUCAUUUGGAGGCAAGUGCAGAAAAAUGGAGUAAAUUACUGGUAUCAUUGGAGGAACUUAUCAAGUGGCUAAAUCUGAAAGAUGACGAAUUAAAGAAGCAGAUGCCUGUUGGUGGAGAUGUUCCAACUUUACAGCAGCAACAUGACCAUUGUAAAGCACUCAGACGUGAACUGAAGGAAAAAGAGCAAGUGAUUUUAACUGCUGUAGACCAAGCACGAAUGUUUCUUGCCGACCAACCAAUUGAAGGGCCGGAAGAGCCAAGAAAAAACUUACACUCAAAGUCAGAGUUGACCCCAGAAGAAAAAGCACAGAAGAUUGCUAAAGCUAUGCGCAAACAGUCUGCGGAAGUGAAGGAGAAGUGGGAAAGCCUGAAUACCUGUGCCAGUGGUUGGCAAAAACAGAUAGACCAAGCCCUGGAGAAACUGAAGGAUCUGCAGUGUUCCAUGGAUGAUCUGGAUGCAGACUUGAGAGAGGCAGAGAACGUGCGAAAUGGUUGGAAACCUGUUGGUGACAGGCUGAUAGCCUCAUUGAAGGAUGAAGUUGAUAAGACAACUGCCUUUAGAGAAGAAAUUUUGCCAAUCAGUUUGAAAAUCAAAUGCAUCAAUGAUUUAUCCAGUCAGCUCUCUCCACUUGAACUUCAUCCAUCCUUGAAAGUCUCACGACAACUGGAUGAUCUGAACAUGCGGUGGAAACUUCUACAGAUAUCGAUAGAUGAUCGUAUUAAACUACUACAAGAAAUACACCAUGAUUAUGGACCUGAAUCUCAAGAUUUUCUUUCCUCCUCUGUACAACUACCAUGGCAGAGAUCAGUGUCUCAUAACACUGUCCCAUACUACAUUAA